Molecule: messenger RNA, 1302 nt
Organism: Suillus subaureus
Lineage: Eukaryota; Fungi; Basidiomycota; Agaricomycetes; Boletales; Suillaceae
Exons: 4
Coding region: 1-1302 (433 amino acids)
Source: RefSeq, a predicted model, not a curated record
AUGAUCAGCUCCCGCCCGACAGGUAUAACAUUUGAGGGCGAUUACCACCAUUUUACGAAGACCCCAGGCAAUAGAGUGCUGAAAUCACGAAGUGCACUCCAGGAAAAUGUCGGUCGCCACGUACCCGUCACAGUCGAUGGGAAAGCGAAGAAAGCUGCGGCGUUGCAACAAACUCCGUUUCACCUAAAUACCUUGCAACCACAGAAGAUCCUCAAAGGUCAUGAUGGAACAACCAAAUCCAAGGGAAAGGAACCAGUCAUACUUGCACCUUCUCGGCCUCUGGGGGACAAAACGCCCUUUCCCAACCGCAUUUCUAACCAUGCUACACCAUUGCAAAUGACAAAGCCUAUCUUUGAUGUCACCCCCGGUGCACUUCUUCGCCCAAGUUCCGCACGGAAACAUAUUAGACUUCCCCGCAGCGCCAGCAAGAGCUUUCAGACACCACUCACCGGUGGAAAUCACUGGGAUGUCAGUGAUAUAGACAUUAUUCCAGAGGUCGUAGCGGCGCCCAGUCAAUCGAUUGAAAAAGAAGACUACGAUGAAAUUGAGUACAUGCCUCCGAAGCUACCUGUAGAAAUGCCAUACGAGCCUCCGUUUGAACUUCCGGACUAUAAGGAAGUCGGGAGAGCGCUCCUCGCUCUUACCCACUCCUACCCGAUCGACGAUAUACCGACACAUCUUAUAAUCACGGAAUUCACGGCAGCUGAAUCUGACGACAAAUUCUUCGCCCUAAACGAGUUAUCUCUUCCCCAUCUCGAUGAUGAUAGUCCAUUCUCGCGGGUCAAUCCUGCACCGAAGCCUGUGCCCGAGGUGACUCGAGCUCCUUCGUCAUCGAAGAACAUUACUCGUCCAACCCAAAUUACGACGUUGAGAACUAUUCGCGCUGCAUCCACAGUAGCCCAUUCGACUCCGGCUGAUACCUCCCGUCCAAGAUCUGGCCCACAAGCCGUUUCUCGUUCUGCCGUCACGCGUCUAGGUAUGGCAACUUCGAAACCAGCGACCCGUCCAACAUCAAGUGCCGCUGUCAUGAGGGGACACACAUCUAGAACGCCCUCAAUGCGUGCCCCUUCGACAACUGUAUCUCGAGCGCCAUCUACUACCGUGAUGACGAGGACGCGUCCCGCAAGUGCAUUAGCCACUGGUACUGAGCCCCAAGCAGGUCCAGCAAGUGGGAAAUUUGGAACACAGCCGAAGGCAAGUGCACAUGUGAAGAGUAGUAUGUUGACGAAGAAUACAGUUCAAGGAAUCGGGAUUGUCUUUGGGGAUAGCUGGCAGGAAGAGGAAUUUAAGUUUAGCGUCUAG